Molecule: messenger RNA, 828 nt
Organism: Laccaria bicolor S238N-H82
Lineage: Eukaryota; Fungi; Basidiomycota; Agaricomycetes; Agaricales; Hydnangiaceae
Exons: 5
Coding region: 1-828 (275 amino acids)
Source: RefSeq, a predicted model, not a curated record
AUGAGGAGGCGCUGGGACAUGGUCAAGCCAGAUGGUGCAAGGCGAGGAAGCACUUUUGUUCUCUCCGGCAUUGCAAGGGUCUGGGGAGAGCUGGUUAGUGCUCAUACGACAAGUUUGCUACUAGUGCGGUCGACUUCGAGACAUCCACAUCCUCAACCAACUGCUUUCCUGCGAAUCGACGAAGCGCGUAUUAGGGCCACCAGGCGCGUUAUCCGACAGACACCUCAUUUCCCUCAUCACGGUGCCACUCGCCACUUUCCCCUCGCCCUCCCCGUGCAUCAGUCCCAUAUUCGCCCACAUUUUUACCAUUCCGCUUCUCCCAAACGGAUUCCACUUUUCUCGUUGUCUCAUUUCAUAUCCCGCAUCCCAUUCUCGGAUCUGUACGUCCUAGAGCAAUUUAGCGCCACCAUAGCAAGUUCCACGAGUACGGAAGACAAAGUUCACCUCGUGGCAAACCUACACAUGUUCAUUGCCCCUCACUACUCGAAACUCGGCGGCCGCUCUCUGUCAAUAUAUCUCCGUUUCCUUGCAAACAUCUUGAACGCCCUCCCCGUUUCCGUCUUUGAUCCUCCAAGGGAACACAUCCCCAAGGUAGCCCACUUCGAGUACCAUUCGGAUUCAGACGAUGAUGAACCCAGGCCUCGCGUGUCCCUUGUUUCAUCUUUCAACAAGCCACAACCCCUACCAAAACUUGAUUCUAAGACGCUCACCCGCCGGAACAAGGUCGUUGCACCUGCCCACAUCGAUUCUUUGAUCACCUCAACCCGUUCAAAUCCGGAUGCGCGGAAAGAACUGGUCGCCUUCCUUUCGGCCUUGACGGCCGUCUGA